This is a messenger RNA of Saxophila tyrrhenica, 1497 nucleotides long. RefSeq lists its product as uncharacterized. Bases 1 to 1497 code for a protein of 498 amino acids. NCBI's taxonomy places the organism in Eukaryota, Fungi, Ascomycota, Dothideomycetes, Mycosphaerellales, Extremaceae. Gene Ontology annotation, biological process: biotin import across plasma membrane. Gene Ontology annotation, cellular component: plasma membrane. The record is from RefSeq and is a predicted model, not a curated record. The transcript has a single exon. Gene Ontology annotation, molecular function: biotin transmembrane transporter activity; solute:proton symporter activity; dethiobiotin transmembrane transporter activity.
AUGGACCAGCAACAGCCAGCCAUAAAGGCACACUUUGACAGCCCCGAAGUCAACAACCGUAACGCAUACCAUGAUGAGGAACUCUCACAGGACGAGGUCGCACGAAUGCGGAAGAUCUACCAUCGCCUCGAUCGCCGCAUCAUCCCACCCUUCUGGGUCCUUUACUUCCUGUGCUCGGCUGUCAGAUCAACCGUGGGCCUGGCACAAACCAUGAACACAUUCGAAGGCCACGACCUGUCGACUUACCUAAACAUCACAUCUCGUCAGGUCUCAACUGGCUUAGCCUUGUUCUAUGCUAGCUACGUCGUCCUGGAGAUACCGUCAAACCUGGCUAUGAGCAAGCUCUCUCCGUCCAUCUGGCUGGCUAGAAUCGUCAUCAGCGUGGGGAUCAUCGGCACUGCGAUGGUGGGCAUGAAAAGUGCCGCCAGCUUCUAUGUCCUGAGACUGUUGCUGGGUGCUGUGGAGGCAGGCAUGUGGCCGGGCAUGUCGCUCUUCCUCACAUUAUUUUACCCGCCACAGCGCAUGGCGAAACGGGUGGGCUACUAUUUCACCGCAUCGCAAGUCUCUGCUGCAGUGGUUGGCUUGGUCAGUGCCGGGUUCCAGAAGAUGGACGGCGAUGGUGGUCUCGUGGGCUUCCAGUGGAUGUUCCUCAUCUGGGGCCUCGUCACUCUUGUGAUUGGCUUUACCCUCAUUUGGUGGCUUCCAGACCGUCCACUACCACCAGGCGAAACUCGACACCGCAGCAAAUGGACUUCUUGGCUUCCCACAACAAAACCUGCUCUGACUGGAGAAGAUGCCACACUCCACUAUAAAGACCUCAGCCAAGCAUACCACAACUCAACCUGGACUUUGAAGGAUCUCUGGAAAGUCCUGCUAGACUGGCGACUAUGGCCGCUGAUCAUCAUGUAUUUCGGCGUAGUCGGUGUCGGCAACGGAGUGCAAAGCUAUGGCACGGUGAUUUUGAGCGCCAUCAACCCUUCGUUCAGCGGCGUGACGUUGAGCUUGCUGUAUGCACCGAUCUGGAUUUGCGAUCUCAUCGGCAUAUUGACGGUUACGCCGAUCAGUGACCACUUUCACAAGCAUAGAGCGCUCUUCUUCACGGUGCCUACUGCGCUGCAGAUAGUGGGUUUGCUUGUAGCGACCUACGCCGGUGACACCAUGUCUGCGCACUGGGGUCGAUAUGUUGGACUUCUCAUCGUUGGCUUUGGGCUGGGUCCGACGGUUCCUAUCACCAUGACCUGGACGGCCGAGAUCUUUCAGGCCCGACAUGGUGAGGUUGGUGUAGCAGCCGCUGCCGCUGCAGUGUCCGGUCUGGGCAAUUGCGGCAGCAUUCUGACAAAUUACGCCUUGUUCUCGGGCUGGCCAUCGGACGAGAACAGCAGCCCGGUGUUUCUGGGCUCCAACUGGGUUAUGAUCGGGAUUCUGAUUGUUAGUAUUCUUGCGAGCUGGGUGAUGACAUUUGCUUUGCGAUUCGCGAAGUCAAGGCAGUCUCUCUAG